AUGAAUUUCCCUAUUUUAUACCUGACGCUCGUCAGCGUCUUUUCCUGCACAGUCGCUGCCCUGCCCAGCCUGCAAACUCGAGCAAUCCUCGCCUAUAGAAGCUGGGACCUCCGCUUCUUGAGCGUAGCACCCCCAACUUGCAACCCUGACGAGUCGAAUUUGGACUAUUCGAUUUACCACCGUUACGGCGCGAGUCCCCGCUCUUGUCAGGCGCUUGAUACGGAUUCGUUCAACGCGACCAACCUCAAGAGUAUCUCCUGGAAGAGCCCUGCGCCUUCGGACCAGCAGGAUAUUUGCAUGUUUAGCACUGCUGACUGCUCGGGUGGGGAUGAUGCUUUCCUUGGAACUAUUACCUCUGGUUGGGAUGUUUGCUAUCUGUACAAUGGUUUCUUGGGAUGGUCUGUUGUUGAGCAUGGGGAUGACUGUGUGUGA
This is a messenger RNA of Penicillium antarcticum, 432 nucleotides long. RefSeq lists its product as uncharacterized. The transcript is spliced from 2 exons. Lineage: Eukaryota; Fungi; Ascomycota; Eurotiomycetes; Eurotiales; Aspergillaceae. The record is from RefSeq and is a predicted model, not a curated record. The coding region runs from base 1 to 432 and encodes 143 amino acids.